Hypoxylon trugodes is the source of this 1008-nucleotide messenger RNA. Its product is annotated as GroES-like protein. Lineage: Eukaryota; Fungi; Ascomycota; Sordariomycetes; Xylariales; Hypoxylaceae. Gene Ontology annotation, molecular function: alcohol dehydrogenase (NADP+) activity; zinc ion binding. The transcript has 4 exons. Gene Ontology annotation, biological process: alcohol metabolic process. The record is from RefSeq and is a predicted model, not a curated record. The coding region runs from base 1 to 1008 and encodes 335 amino acids.
AUGGCGGACACUAUAACAUUCACCGUUUUCAAGGGCGAUAAGUCUGGUUCGCCGAAACAGGCGACUACGACCAAGCCCAGACAGCUCUCAGGGGACGACGUCCUUAUUAGAGUCACGGCAUCUGGAUUAUGCGGAACUGAUCUUCACUAUAGAACCGAUGACAUGGUCCUAGGACACGAGGGUGUGGGUGUAGUCGAAGCCACCGGACCGGCUUGUAAGCUACUCAAGAAGGGUGAUCGAGUCGGCUGGGGUUACGAACACGAUUGCUGCGGCUACUGCCAACAAUGUCUCACAGGAAACGAGACAUACUGCCCUCAGCGCGCUAUGUACGCCUGGGCGGACCGAGAUCAAGGCAGUUUCGCUUCUCACGCCGUGUGGAGGGAAGCUUUCCUCUUUAAGAUCCCGGAUGGGAUGUCCGACGAAGACGCAGCUCCUCUUCAAUGCGGUGGCGCGACGGUGUUCAACGCGCUUCACGCCUACAACGCCCAACAGACAGAAACCGUCGGAAUUAUGGGCGUCGGAGGUCUUGGCCACUUGGCUAUUCAAUUCGCCGCGAAGAUGGGCUGCCGGGUUAUUGUUCUGUCCGGUACCGAGUCAAAGAAGGAGGAGGCGAUGCGAUUAGGGGCACACGAAUUCAUCGCCACGAAAGAUCAGAAAAAAUUAAAGGUAUCACAUCUUCUCAAUCGCUUAUUAGUUACCACUUCCGCCCAACCGGACUGGGACCAACUCCUCCCGAUUAUGGCACCCGGAUCGUCCAUCCACCCACUCUCCGUUACUGACGGCAACUUCGUGAUCCCUUAUAUGCCUCUAAUAGCGAAUGCUAUAACGAUCCAAGGGUCUGUUGUUGCUUCAAGAUAUGUUCACCAGCGUAUGCUGGACUUUGCUGCUCUACACAAUAUCAAGCCUGUGGUUCAGACCUUCCCGAUGACUGAGGACGGAAUUAAGGAGGCGAUGGAUAGAUUGGAGGAGGGUAAGAUCAACUUCCGUGCGGUCUUGAAACCGCAGUGA